AUGGCGAAUCGUAGUUACAUUGAAGUAAUUGUUUUGUGUGUAUUAACAAUUAUAGUGAAAGAAGGAUUAGCAGGGGAGGGUGAAUUCCGUCUCGACUACACGUACAGUCCUGAAGCCAAUGGAUGGAUCAAAUUCCACGGAGUGCCGGCUACCUGGUUCGAGGCAAGACUCAAGUGCUACUAUGAAGGCGCUGUACUGAUGUCACCUAUCAACUACCAGCUGUACUCGGCUAUGAAGAGUCUGAUGUUAUCGCGCAAUAAUGCCUCCUUCACAGGCGUAAACUCACUCACCCACACAGGCGACUACAAGUCUAUCGAAGGUAUCAACUUCUUAGAUAUGCCUAUACAAUGGGCAAAGGGGGAGCCCGACAAUCUGGAUGAUAACGAGCGGUGCCUCGCCAUACUGCCGGAUGGAUCCAUAGCUGACGUCAAAUGCGAGGAGGUGCGCACAUACAUGUGCUAUAAGGAAAGAUUCGGCAAUGAGACCAUCACCGAGUGUGGCACUUCUGACAAAGAGUAUAAAUUUGACCAUCGCACCGGCAGCUGCUACAAAUUCCACCCUGAAUGUGUGACGUGGUGGCGCGCGUACAUGGCCUGCUCCUCAGAGGGUGGACACCUAGUCAUCGUGAACAAUGAGACUGAGGCGAACGUACUUUAUGAGAGGUACUCCAAAUCAAAGAUCUACUGCCGCGAUGAAAGAUUCAUUCACAUCGGAUUCCUGAUGCAGAUCCGGCCGUACUGGUUCACAGUUGAUUUACAUGAAGCAGGUUAUGACCACUGGGCACCGAACGAACCGAACAACGUGGCUAAUCGCGAGUCGUGUGGCGCCCUCUACAGGAACAAUAACGGCUUAAACGAUUGGUCCUGCGACGGUAUCUUACCAUUCGUCUGUGAACUAUCUAAUGUUAAAGAAAGGAAGCAAUUGUAUAAUAAAUUGUAA
Molecule: messenger RNA, 939 nt
Organism: Diatraea saccharalis (sugarcane borer)
Lineage: Eukaryota; Metazoa; Arthropoda; Insecta; Lepidoptera; Crambidae
Source: the annotation of a GenBank genome assembly